Molecule: messenger RNA, 984 nt
Organism: Haliotis rubra (blacklip abalone)
Lineage: Eukaryota; Metazoa; Mollusca; Gastropoda; Lepetellida; Haliotidae
Exons: 3
Coding region: 1-984 (327 amino acids)
Molecular function (GO): adenylate cyclase inhibiting G protein-coupled glutamate receptor activity
Source: RefSeq, a predicted model, not a curated record
AUGUAUGUACAAGACGCAAAGGAUGGGCAAAUCAUCCCCAGAACUAAAGGUCUCUUGACUCAGAGUCCAGAUUAUUACGAUGUGGAAUUGUUCAGUCAGUUCUGGGCUGAUCUACACAAGAAUAUGACACUGAUAAAGAAACACAUCAGGAAUAAUGAUUGGUUUCAUGGUUACCUGCAGAAAAUUACUGGAUGCAUGGACUUACAGUUUAAGGACAGCAUGGUGAAUGCUACCGCCUGUCUCAAUAGGGCAAGCGAAUAUAUUCGUGGGCAUACGAAACUGAACUUGUAUACCCAUUAUGCUCUUCGUGGUGCUGCAGCGUUUGCGAAAACAGUUAAGCAACUAUAUACAGAAUGUGGUUCAAAUACUGAUGUUUGUUUUCGGAUGAGGAGUCAAGCAAUAUCAAAGAUGGAACAGAUCGUUGUCAGUACGAGAGGGGAUUUUAAGCAAGAGUUUCCUAACGUAAACAUUACCUUCAGCUUCGAAAAAGGAGAGAUUCGCUAUGCAAAGAAAGAAGAACCUGAUUAUUCUGUCUUCAACUUCAAAUCCAAUGGCAGCUCAUUUGGAUUUUACAAGGUGGGGGAGUUUAGAGAUGACCGGUUAAAUAUAACAGACACAAUCGUGGCAUUUAAUAAGGACGAAGAAGAAACAGACGCCGUUCAUGCACAAUGUCAGAAAUCGUAUGACUGUAUAAAGUGCUUGAAGUCAAACGAAGAUGCAAAGGUCUUAUACAUACCAGGUGAUUUCUAUAUCAUUGGUAUGGCACCCAUACACAACAAGGGUGGUACCUUUCUGAAGUGUGGAAGCGUGCGAGCCAUAUCUCUAAGUGUUGACCUUACAAUAGCAUUGCAGUUCGCUGUAUCCACCUUAAACAACAAGUCUGGCAUAUUUGGUGGGACUCUUGGCAACAAGACAAUUGGCUUGGUUGUACUGGAUACAUGUUCCAAUCCAUAUCAGAUACAAGAGCAGAUCAUUACUUCGUAA